Molecule: messenger RNA, 1212 nt
Organism: Kalmanozyma brasiliensis GHG001
Lineage: Eukaryota; Fungi; Basidiomycota; Ustilaginomycetes; Ustilaginales
Product: Oxoglutarate/iron-dependent dioxygenase
Exons: 1
Coding region: 1-1212 (403 amino acids)
Molecular function (GO): dioxygenase activity
Source: RefSeq, a predicted model, not a curated record
AUGCCAUCGACCUCAGCAACGCUUCCACCCUGGGUACCUCCCAAGCCGACGCAGGAGACCGAUCUCGAAUGGGCGCCCCUGACCACGCUCGACCUGUCCACCAUCACGGGCGAUGACUACACCUCUGUCCCCUCCUCGGUCGUCUCUGCGGUCGGCGAGGCUUUCUCGCGGGACGGUUUCAUCUAUGCCGAGAACCACGGUCUCACGUGGGACCACGUUCUCCGCCAAUUCGCCAUUGGUCAAUACGCCUUCAACGGUGUCUCUGAAGCGGACAAGGCGGCGUACAAAGCGGACAUUCUCGGCACCGGUUCGUUUGUCGGCUACAAAGAACAGGGGCAUUGGAAGCUCAACGGGGUCAAGGACCGAAUUGAGCAGCUCAACUUUGGUUCUCGCUCCUUCGCCCCUGAAGAGCGCAAGAAGCUCUUCCCACCGAGUCUGCAGGAGUUGCUGCCGGAGAUCGAGGAGUUCGCGAGGUUCAACCACGCCGUGAUUCUGCGCAAGAUCCUGAGCGUUCUGAGCUUGGUGUUGAAGUUGCCUGCGGAUUACCUGUGGAAUCUGUCCAAGGAGCCCGAGAAGCGCGGACUGGACUUGCUUCGAUAUGCCAUGUACCACACACCGGACAACGAGGACGACGAGAAGCUCGGCGGGGUGCGACUUCAGGGCCACACGGAUUUCAACAGCGUCUCGAUCCUCUGGAGUCAGCCGAUCACGAGUCUCGAGGUGCUGAUGCCGGACAACCAGUGGCGUCUCGUCAAGCACCGCGACAAUGCGUUGGUCAUCAACCUCGGUGAUGCCAUGCACUUUAUCAGCGGCGGAUACCUCAAGCAGACCAUCCACCGUGUUGUUGCUCCCCCCGCAGACCAGAGCCACUACACCCGUCUCGGCAUCUUCUACUUUGCGCUGUUCAACGACGAGGUGAGCCUCGAGCCGCUCGAGGAGGAGUCCGAAGUGGUGCGCGAGGCGUACAAGCAGGUCAAGGCCAAGGAGGGCGGCUUCUGGGAUGUUGCCAAGUCCAAAGGCGAGCCCGUCCCCACGGCUGGUGGCUGGGAGAGGUUGAGGGUCAAGGCGUACGGCCAACAGCACGCAAAGAAGGCCGACGACGGUCACGAUGUCGAGGAGAUCGCCGGUCAAAAGGUGACGGGUUACAACGGUGAGAGGGUUAAGAGCAAGGCUGUGUUGGGCGCCCAGCAGGCUAGCGUCAAGGCCAACUAA